UCUUUGUACAUGCAUGUUUAUAUAGAAAAACGCAUAUCAUAUGACUUAUAAACAUAUGCUAACGGUUUAGUGUUGAUAUUAAAAGCAGAUUAAUAAGCGAAAUCAUUAAUAAAUGUCUUUAUGAAAAUAUACAUGCAAGCCGCCAGGUGUUUAUCUACUGCGUAAUCACCCGAUAACUACUACUAUUUGGUUAUCUAAUCUAACAUUGCAAUUUUGAAUGAUCACUUUAAAGCUGCAAUAAAGACGACUAUUGUUGUUUAUUUUUAAAAAGUUCACUUAAGUUUUUUUUCCGGCAACACUUAUCUUAUCUCUAUCUUUUGGUUAAAAUGUUAGGCUGCACUUAAGACCGAUUUAGUUGUUACAGAACAGAUAAUGCGCUUUAAAUUGUAUCAAUUUGUCUUUAAGGAGAAAUAUUUGGUUGAUGCAUGAUUUUUUAAAGCCAAUCAAGAUGCAUUAUCUUUGUCAGCAUAUUGAUUUCCAAAUGUGAUUUUUCAAGGGAUAUAAAAUCGAGGUUGUUCUUCUAAGCGAAGUUUUAUGGUCGUAGUUGUGUUUUCGAUAACGAUAUACAACUGAACAAAAACUCCAACCUAUAUGGGAUAUAAAUAAAAAUUGCAACCACAUAAUCAGGGCCAUCUCUAUCUUCCAUUUGACCAAGAAAAUAUAUGCAAUGGGUGCUAACCCCCAUAACAAUGCAUCGUAAACACGUACCAAAUUAAAUGUACCUCCUAUGAUGGGUAUAAAAAUAUCGUUAUUCUCAAAAUGUAUAUGGUCAUUGCGCACCUGCACUUUGGAACUUGACCUAGAAGUGUCAGGAACGUUAAAAAUUGUCACUUCACAAAAUGAAUUUUUUCCAUACACAAAAAAAAAAAGCUUUUUAGAAAUUUAAAUAAGACCGUAACUGCAUCAGCACUGAUUAGUACCGCUUGACUUUCUUAUAUUAUUAAAUUAUCGCAAAUGCUUUCUACGAGGCCUGUCUUACAAUAAAUUAAAAUCACAUCAUCUUUGUGUAUAUGUUUACUUGCGUUGAAUACACAAAUUUUCUGUUACUACAACUACUGUUGAAUUGCGCUACGUUUAAUGUUCAUUCAUUGCUGUGAGACCAUUAAAAUAUAAUGUGUGUGAUUCAUCAUCAUGCGAAUACAGAAAGGAAAGUACAUUUUACUUCCGUUGAAAUCCAAUAGUUCAAAUUCGACUCAAGCCUCGUCGGAUGAAGAUGAAGAAGGCACUGCUAAGGCGGAAGCAGAAUUUUUGAAAAGGUCCGAUAAAUUUCGGGCUAAAGUUAGCGUCGCACUGCGUGGCUAUAAACCGCGUCGUUGUUAUCAUACACCAUGCAAAUUAGGCAAACGCUUAGUUUGUUGUGUAUUCGCAGCGUUUAUGGUGCCAUGGUUUUUAUUUAUGAUACUCAAUGAUCUUUCGUCAAGACAUUUUUUUGAUCUUACAGAUGCUUUAUCUGACUGGAGUUUUGACAUUUCACGUAACGUGACCGAUUAUGUCUUGCCCUAUAAUGACACCACUUUACUGGAACCUCGCCAUAUUUGUCAGGAAAAACUCUUUUUACUGAUAAUGGUUUGUUCAAGCAUGCGUAAUUUCGUUGAAAGACAAACGAUACGCGAAACUUGGGCUAAUAUCACUGAAUUCAACUAUGGCCAGUUUGAGCAAUUACACGCGCAUCUAAAGGACAAGUAUUAUCCUGUAAAACAACAACGAAUAGAAUUUUAUAAAGAUUAUCUCAAAUUGCAGGGCAACCAAACCACUACUAAUUUACCUCCUAACUUGCCGGUGCGUAUUCUUUUCUUAGUAGGGCGCAGUCGUGGUGAACAUUUGGAGGGUAAUGAAACACUUUGGCGCAUACGUCAAGAAGCCGAACAGUAUGAUGACAUCAUCCAAGAGAAUUUCAUCGACACCUACAAUAAUCUAACCGUGAAAUCUGUCAUGGCUCUGAAAUGGAUUAUCAAUAACGGCUGCCAUCAGCAGGCUGCCUUCUUCAUGAAAUGUGAUGAUGACACAUUCGUAAAUGUGCCGAAUCUAUUGCACUUCCUUUUGGGCGGUACAAUACCUUUAUAUAAUGAUACAUUAGACUUCUAUGACCAGCAUUCAAUUAAAUUGUUGCAUACGUCAGCCGGACGUUUAAAUGCUACUAUCAAAUAUCUGGUGGGACAUAAAUUCUGUUCUGUACGGCCUGUCGAAAAUGUUUCAAGUAAAUGGUAUAUGCCCUCGUAUAUGUAUCCAGGUGAUAAAUAUCCAACCUAUCUAUCCGGUGCCGGUUACAUGAUGUCCAUGGAUCUGGUGCCGGAACUUUAUAUGGCUGCUUUGAAUACAAGUCUUAUUUAUUUGGAAGACGUUUACAUAACUGGUAUGUGUGCUCAAAGAGCUCAUCUCAGGCGUGUUCACCAUCCGUUAUUCAGCUAUAAAAAUUCAAAAAAAUUGUGCACAUUUAAGGGCACCAUAAUAAGUCAUGGUAUAAAGGAAGACAAUAUGUACAUGGCGUAUAACGCGGUCGCUAAUAUUAGCAAUCGUUGUUCACCCCCUGGAAAGUAUUUUAAAUUUAUACGCUUACAGAAAAAGAAUGACUGCGAUUAGGAAAACCAUAUAAAGAAUAGUGUUAGAAUAUUUAUCUAAAAGUUUAAAAUGUAAAUAGAAGCUCAUCUGUUAGUUAAGUUGACUGAAAAGACUUAUAUUUAUGAUUUAAGAUUAAUUCUCUCCAAGAGUUUAGUGGCUAGAUUUAACUAUGGAAUGCAACGAAACUGAGGAGUUUAAACGUUUGUUCGCCUAUUUACAGUUUUUUUACAUUUAGUUAAUAUACGUACGUAUAAGUUUGCUUUAAAUAUUUUUUAAGUUAUCAAUAAUCAAUAUAUUAAGCUUGUGCGGAUGUAUGUAACACUCACCCACCUUUUAAUAUUCCGAUCAAUUUAAAAUUGUUUUCUGCAUUGACCUAAGCUGUCUAUCACUCGUUUUUCAUAUUCAACCUAUAGGAAAUAAUUUGGCCAUCGUAUUUACAUUCUUACAUCUCAUCUUGAAAAAGUCAUUGCAUAAAAAGCAUUUGCGAUUUUCAAAACUUCUCGACAAGAAUCACUUGCGGCAUACUAAAUUAAUGUGACUAAUUGAAAACGGUUGGGCCCAUUUUUUGAGUCCUCUUCAUUAUAAUCGAUUUGGCAGAAAGUUAGCCUUUCUAUAGCGGAACGGCCUAAUUUUUGAUAUCUUAUGAAUCAAAGUAGUCUAAACUAGUAAUUAAACUUAAAAGUAAACAAUAUCAAAUGUAUUUCUAGGUCGAAUUUCUGGUUUCCUCUCAAUGUAAGUAUUCCCAUGAUAACUAAGUUUUCAUAUGGCAUCAAAUGAGCCCUUUUAGUGUACAUUGUUACGAAACUACCUACGUGAGGAAUAAAGGGGUCUUUGAGCAGAAAAUUAAUUUUGUUAAAUAUGGACUACUGUCAGUUCACACUUUAGACCCACUGGCACAUAAAGGCUGCUAUAACAAUUAUGUCUGCAGCGAAAGUAGAUCUACCUUCCAAUAUUUUAUUAGGGAAGGAAAUCAAUUUAACGACUGGCCUGACCUGGGCCCGCUAUAAUGUUUCUACUUAUUUUUAAGAAAGAAGUUUACAAUUUUUAACCGAAGAAUGCAUGUAACCGUAAGCACAUUUUAAUAUAACAAUUUGCACUGUAUAUAAAGUUAGACCAGAUCAGUACAGCGUCUUUUUGAUUAUACAUCCAAUUAACGAAAAGACGCUGAACUCUUUAAUUACUUUUUUUUAAUCUGCGGCACACUUGUUGUUCUUCACCUCAUCUAAAUAAAUUUAAUGAUAAAUUAUGUGAAUAUAAUUAUUACCUAAAAAUUGUUAAUUGGUGCACAUACGUUAUUCUGUCCUAACUCCUGAUCAAUUUUAUAAAAUAAUUUAUAGUUUUUACUUGACCUCAUUUAAAAAUAAAUUGAAAACAAUGCAAUUUUUAUAAAAGCACAAUAAAUUGAUAGUUCUCACACACAA
Messenger RNA from Glossina fuscipes, 3980 nucleotides. RefSeq names its product beta-1,3-galactosyltransferase 1-like. The record is from RefSeq and is a predicted model, not a curated record. Bases 1132 to 2580 code for a protein of 482 amino acids. Gene Ontology annotation, molecular function: hexosyltransferase activity. Gene Ontology annotation, cellular component: membrane. The transcript has 5 exons. NCBI's taxonomy places the organism in Eukaryota, Metazoa, Arthropoda, Insecta, Diptera, Glossinidae.